AUGGUCUUCUCAACCUUCAUCGCCCUCGCCCUCUUGGGCGCCCCACUGGCAGCGAGUCAAUCAUUCCAGUCAACGCCUGUAAUGGGAUGGAACUCCUACAACCAAGUCUCUUGCAGCCCGAACCACGACAAGAUCGAAGCCGCGAUCAACUCUUUGGCAAGCCGAGGUUUCGUCGAUGCAGGCUACAAGUUCUUCCAAAUCGACUGCGGCUGGGCUUCCAGAGACGGACAGCGCAAUGACACUUCUGGCGCCUUGAAGAUCAACUUGGAUGCGUUCCCGCAGGGUCUUCAGCCGUUGAGCGACCUCGCGCGGUCGAAAGGCAUGAAGUGGACAAUGUACUCUGACGCCGGAGAGAAAAUGUGUGAUCCGGAAGUUCCCAGUCCCGUCGCCGGCUCUCUCGGUCACGAGGCCGUUGAUGCGGACUUCUUCAAGAGUCUAGGCACUGAAUAUGUCAAGUACGACAACUGCUAUGCUUCUGGAUCUAGUGCGGACGACAACGCGCCAAAGUCCGCCAGAGACGACUUCGUGACUCGUUUCACGACCAUGUGGAAGGAGCUUCAACGAGUCGGCAUCCCCGGUAUGCUUAUCUGCCAGUGGGGAGUCCCGUUUUCGUCGUCAAGUGGUCUCCAAGGACCUGCACAGUGGACCAAGGGCCUUUCCACAUCAUUCCGACUGUCUGAUGACAUCGCCACCGGCUGGGGCAACGUCUACCGCAUCUACAACCAGGCAAUUCACAUCGCAAAGUCGGGUAUCAUUGGGCCAGGACACAUUGCCGAUGCUGAUCUGCUGGAAGUCGGCAACAGUGGCAUGACUUUUGACGAACAAGCCACGCAUUUUGCCUCAUGGGCAAUGCUCAAGUCUGCCCUCAUGAUCUCCACCGAUCUCGCCGCGUUGUCUGACGAAACCGUCGCCCUCUUGCAGAACAAGGACCUGAUCGCCAUCAACCAAGACCCUGCAGUUAAGCCGAUCCAGCUUGUUCAACGCUGGACCGGAGACCGGGACCUCUGGGCCGGAGACCUCGACAACGGUGACGUCGCCGUCCUCGUUGUGGACCUCACCAACACUGCCCGUACUCUAGACGUGCAACUUUCGCAACUUAACAUUAAAUCUGCCACGAUCAAGGAUCUUUGGGAUUGGAAGACGGUUGAUGGUGCGACCAGCUUCUCCAAGCAGGUCAACGCCCACGGAUCUCUCGCCUUGCGUCUUUCCAACGUUAAGCGAGCCUCGGCUCCCGCAGCUAGCUACACCUACGUAUCCGCUGCAACCGGCUCCUUGUCGUCUGGCGCGAACACCCAGUCUUGCUCUGGUUGCGCAACCUCCAACAAGGUCGGUAACCUAGGUGGAUCUUCCGGAGGCCGUGUCGUUCUGUCAAACAUCCGGACUUCACAGGCGAAGCAGAACGUGCUGUUCGACUUCAUCAACGGUGACGUCGGAUACCUCGGCGGGGGUAACAAUGAGCGUACCGCGUCAGUGACCAUCAACAACGGCGCUGCGGUGACGGUUAGCUUCCCUUUGAGCGGUUACAACUGGGAUACCGAUGUCUUCAAGGGCUACGCAGUUGAGUUGUCGGGAUUCGAUGUCAAUGGCCCGAAUACUAUCAGCAUAUCUGGAGUUGAUGGUGGAUUUGCACCGGACUUGGACAGGGUUGGAGUGGUGGCAUGA
Colletotrichum chrysophilum is the source of this 1662-nucleotide messenger RNA. RefSeq lists its product as uncharacterized. Gene Ontology annotation, biological process: carbohydrate metabolic process. Lineage: Eukaryota; Fungi; Ascomycota; Sordariomycetes; Glomerellales; Glomerellaceae. Gene Ontology annotation, molecular function: hydrolase activity, hydrolyzing O-glycosyl compounds. The record is from RefSeq and is a predicted model, not a curated record. The transcript is spliced from 2 exons. Bases 1 to 1662 code for a protein of 553 amino acids.